Molecule: messenger RNA, 918 nt
Organism: Aspergillus sclerotioniger CBS 115572
Lineage: Eukaryota; Fungi; Ascomycota; Eurotiomycetes; Eurotiales; Aspergillaceae
Exons: 2
Coding region: 1-918 (305 amino acids)
Source: RefSeq, a predicted model, not a curated record
AUGGCAGUCAACUACCGACAUGGUCUCUCCAUCCUGGAACUGAUUGUAUACUUUCCAGCUCUGUUCAUAUCGCUAUGGAUGGGCUUUCGCCAUGGCUUCCAGAGAAGCUCCGGAUGGGUUCUCUUGGUGAUCUUUUCUUUGGCACGCAUCAUCGGCUCGUGCUGCUACCUGGCCACGAUCAGCCAUCCUGCCACGAUAAACCUAUAUAUCGCGUGGGGUGUUUGCACUUCCAUCGGACUGGCCCCUCUGACAUCCACCUGCCUUGCACUCUUAUCCCGAGCUAACGACUCCAUCGAACGAAAAACCGGACGAGGCGUUCAUCCCCUCCUCUUCAGACUCCUAGGUCUCAUCACACUUGUGGGCAUGAUCCUAUGUAUCGUUGGUUCAACCAAGAGUACCAACCUCACGGAUAUCGUGAACAGCAGCGAGGCCAAGAUUGGCGACGUUCUGUACCUUGUUGCCUGGGUUGGUCUUUGUGCUAUGCUUCUCCUCAUCGGCAGCAAGUACCAAAGCAUCGAGGCCGGUGAGCACCGCUUGCUUCUGGCCGUCGGGAUCUCGGUUCCCUUGCUUUUCGUCCGCCUCAUCUACUCUCUCCUGUCGGUCUUCACGCAUAGAUCCACCUUCAAUAUGUUCACGGGGAAUGUCACUGUUAUGCUGUUCAUGACAGUCUUGGAGGAGAUUGCUAUUGUUGUCAUCUGUCUGGGAGUGGGUGUGACCUUGGUUGCACGUCCACGCACAGCGGAGUAUGAAGCCUGCGACAUGUCGGCCCAGGCGGGCUCUGCGCUUGAGUCUCAGCAGAGCCCUGAGGAGACGUACAACGCCAAAAGACGGCAACGUCGGCAGAACAGGAGACGUGGUGGCCCGAUUACUCAACUUGUUCGACUGAUAAUUGAUAAGAUCAACCACAGAGGGGAGUGA